AUGAGUAGUUUAAAUGAUGAUUUAAUAACUACUAAAAAAGAACCCGAGAAUCAUCAAAUUCAACAGCAAAAUUUCAUCAAGGAUCUUAAUCAAGCUCAAUCGCCACGGACAAAAUCAUUUGAUAAUAUAACUAAAUUAGAAGAAAAUCAACAACAACAAUCCGAUCUACCUCCCGAAUUAAGAUCAAAAUCACUAGAACCAUUUGAAUCAUUUAAUUCUGAAUCAAAAACUAUAAGUAAUUCUCAAUCUCCAAAUUUACAACCUGCUGAUGUUUCCAAUAAAUCACAACAGGAAAUAAGGCGAAAAUCAACGUUAAUUCCAAAAAAUAUAGAUGAUGAAUCAAAUACUUCGAGAAUUUCAGCUUAUGCAAGAUUAGAUUUUGAAAGUUUUACUUUUUUCGUUCAAACUUUACAAGUUGUAUUAGGUAGAAAAUCAAAUGAUGAAUUAUUGCAGCAACAAACAAAUGUAGAUGUUCAUUUAUCUUCAAAAAAAGCAAUAAGUAGGAGACAUGCUAAAAUCUUUUAUAAUUUUGGGACUCAACGAUUUGAAAUUUCAAUUUUAGGUAGAAAUGGGGCAUUUGUUGAUGAUUGUUUUGUUGAAAAAGGUUUAACUAUACCAUUAAAUGAUGGUACAAAAUUACAAAUUGGUGAUAUUUCAUUUAAAUUUAUAUUACCUACAACUGAUAAUAAUGAUGAAAUUAAUGAUAAACAAAAUAAAUCAACACAUUUUAACCCUAGUGAUGCAAUUAAUUUGAGAACCAACUUAUAUUCAAAAACUCCAACUCCCAAAAACUCACCAAAGAAGAAAACUACAUCAAUUGUGGAACCAAAGAAGGAGGAGAAUAAAUUACAUCGUAAAAAAUCAAUGAGCAGAAGAGAUUCAUUAUUGAAAAUUAGAAGAUUAUCAAAUGUAAGAAGAAAAUCUCAUUCUCAAUCUCAAGCUCAAGCUACGAAUGAUGAAAUUAAUGAAUUAUUAAAAGACUUAGGUGUCACUUCCAUUGAUGCAAUAAAUGAAGAUUCAGAUUUAUUAGAUGUACAAAUUCAAAAUUUGUUGGAUGAAGAUGAGAAUAAUAAUCUAAUGAAAUUAUCAUAUAAUGAAUCAGCAAUAGAUGAUGAAGAUGAUGAAAAUAAUCAUGAAGAGAUUGAUAAAUUACUUAAAAAUGUUGAAUCCGAACAAGUGGAAAAUGAAAUUGAAGAGAUUGAUUCGAAUUUAAAUCAAUUAAAUCAAGAAAUCGCAAAUUUAACACCUGUAAAUGUAAAUCAAAACUUAAAUCGACAAUUAAUUAAAGAGAAAGAGGAGAAGAAGAGAGAAUUGGAAGAAGAAAAGAAGAAGAAACAAUUACAGCAAAUACAGAGAAAAAUUUCAUUAAUAAAACCAACAACAAAUAGAACAAUACCAUUGAUGGGUAAACCAGCUUCAAUUCAACCACCAGCUUCAUCAUCAAUAUACUCAAGAAUAAAUGGAGGAAGUAAAUUAAUUAAUAGUCUACCACCACAAACACCCACAUGUCAUUCACAACAGAAACCAUUAGCACCACCACCAAAAUUGGAAGUACCUGUGCUACCUAUAACUUCCGAACCUGCUGCAAUACGAUCUAGACCUCCAUUACGCGCAAUAACAGUUAGUGAUUACUCAUAUUUAUUAACAUUUGAAUAUCCUAAAACAAUUGAAGAACCAUCAAAAUUUCCUAAACCAAAAAUAAAAAGAAUUUAUCAAAGAAGACCGAGUAGAAAAUUAUAUUCAUUAGAUGAAAUACCUGAAACAUAUAGAUCAAAACCAAAUAUUUCAUAUAAAUCGAUGAUUACAAAUGUAUUAAAAACUGAAGCUGCAAGAAAUGGAUUAACAAUUAAUGAAACAAUCGAAGCUAUAAAGGAAGUAUAUCCAUAUUAUAAAUAUUGUCCUGAUGGUUGGCAAUCAUCAAUUAGUCAUUGCAUAAAGUACACUAAAAUUUACAAAAGAGUCGCAAAAAGACAAGGUACUAUGGAAUGGUUAUAUACAAUGGAUGAAUUAUAUAUAAAUGAACGAGAAAAUAUGAGAAUGAAACAAAGAGAAAUCGCCGAUGCAAGACACAAAGCUGAAAUGAUAAGGCAAGAAGAAAUUAGACAAAGACAAAGAUUGGAAGCUCAACAAUCACAAAGCUUGCUUAAUAGAAAUUAUCCUUCUUAUAAUAAUUAUGCACAAAAUCUUUAUUCAAAUAGUCAAACAUCAAGACAAGUUCCACCUUCAACAUCUCCACAAUCCAGACCAUCAUCAACUCCGUCAGUGGAUGAUCCAAAGACUCAUAAGUCAUUAGAAUAUUUACGAAAAGAAUUAUUUGUAUUAUAUAAAGGUAGAAAAUUAACUUAUGACAAGCCAACUGCUACUACUUUAAUUACAAAAGCAUUGGCUACUACAAUUGCACAAGUCAAUAGUAUUGGUGCAAAAGCUGGAUGCGUUGAUAAUGCAUUGGGUUUUUUAGUUGAAAGAGCUCCCAAGCAAGUGAGUAAAAUUUUAGACAUUGCAUUAACAAAAUCGAUUAAAGAACAUGAAGGAGUAUCAAAAUCUCCAACGAGAGCAAGUACACCAGUAGUGGCCAAAGUUCCUAUAAAAAUUGAAGAACCAAAACCAUCACCAACACAAUCAUCACCACCUAUUGAAUCAACUCGUCCACCAAUUCAACAACCAAUUCAAAAGCCAUUUCAAGUUACUCCCCAACCAGAACCAGUGGUUCAACCAGUUGUUCGACCUAUUGUUCAACCUAAAUCAAUAGUGAAGCGAGAAACUCCACCAAUUUCACGACCAUUGGCAAAACCUCCUUCAUUUGGUAAACCACCAGGUCUUAAUAAACCUUCAUUUGGUAAACCACCAUCAUUUGGUAAGCCACCAGGUGCUAGUGGUGUUUCGAGAUCAACACCGACAUUUUUAUCGAAUAAACCAACAUUUAGUUCUACAUCAUCACCAACAUAUACAAAAAGAGAAUUAGAGAAUAAUAAUAAUAAUAAUGAACUUAAUGAUCAAAUUAAAAAGCCAAAAAUUGAAAAUUAG
This is a messenger RNA of Insectozyma verbasci, 3024 nucleotides long. The record is from the annotation of a GenBank genome assembly. Lineage: Eukaryota; Fungi; Ascomycota; Pichiomycetes; Serinales; Debaryomycetaceae.